Molecule: messenger RNA, 1326 nt
Organism: Silurus meridionalis
Lineage: Eukaryota; Metazoa; Chordata; Actinopteri; Siluriformes; Siluridae
Product: trace amine-associated receptor 13c-like
Exons: 1
Coding region: 316-1326 (336 amino acids)
Biological process (GO): G protein-coupled receptor signaling pathway
Cellular component (GO): membrane
Molecular function (GO): trace-amine receptor activity
Source: RefSeq, a predicted model, not a curated record
UCUUAACCUAGUCCAAAAAAUGUUUAUUUUGAGCACAGAUGUAAUUUAUUUCAAUAAUGUUGGCACAUUGCAAAAAAAUUCAAUAUUUGCAAAACCCUUUUACACCCCCAAUUACAAAAAAUGUUGGAAAAUGGGGCUGAAUGAAAUGUUUUGGUUUUUGUUGCUCAGAAGUAAAUAAAGCUCAGUUCCUAUUUGACAAUUAUGUCCCAAGUGGUGUAUUUCAUCACCUUGUAAAUAUAUGAACGGCCCUUCUCACCAACAGAAUCAUUUGACAUGACUGUUCUACAAUUUGUUUUAAUACUCUGAUGUUAAAGGAUGCUGGAAACUCUUAGUUAUUUACAGGAAGCAGAUUUUAAACUUUACUGUUUUCCUGAAUUGAAUUCAUCUUGCAUCAAAAACCCUCACAAUGUGGCAACUCAGACUGUGAUAUAUUUUAUACUGGUGUUUGCAAUGACCAUUACAAUUCUAGGGAACUCUGUGGUCAUCAUCUCCAUAGCUCAUUUUAAACAGCUUCACACACCUACAAACAUUCUGGUGAUGUCUCUGGCACUGGUGGAUCUGCUUCUGGGAAUCACGGUCAUGCCGUUCAGCAUGAUCAGGUCUGUGGAUGGCUGCUGGUACUACGGAGAAGGACUGUGUUUUUUACACUCCAGUUUUGACAUGUGCCUCACUGGAGCAUCAAUUUUCCAUCUGGUUUCUAUUGCAAUUGAUCGAUAUCAAGCUGUUUGUUAUCCACUUCAGUAUCCGACAAGAGUGACUAAACCUGUUGCAUGGUUUAUGGUAGCUGUGAGCUGGACUGCAGCAACAGUGUACGCUUACAGUCUCCUACUUACAGAACCAAGCAUAGACAGUGAAUUGACAAAUUGUUUGGGAAGUUGUAACGUUGUUAUGAAUGCACUAUGGGCUACACUCAGUAUAGUUAUAGGUUUCUUUUUACCAUGCUGUGUUAUGGUUUGUUUGUAUGGUAAAAUAUUUUUCAUUUCAAGAAAGCAUGCAAGAAGAAUUAAGGAGAAAAAUAUGAUUUUAAACAAGUUUUCACAAACAUUGAAACAUGAGAACAAAGCAGUAAAAACUCUUGGGAUUGUUGUAGGGGCCUUCAAUUGUUGCUGGAUGCCAUAUUUUGUUACCACCCUACUUAAUCCUUUUAUUGACUCUGCCACCCCUUUUUUAUUUUAUGAUUUUUUUGUCUGGUUGGGUUACAUUAAUUCCACCUUAAACCCCAUCAUAUAUAGCUUUUUUUAUCCCUGGUUCAGAAAAACACUGUAUCUUAUUGCUACAUUAAAAAUAUUUGCUCCUCGCUCAUCUGAGAUAAAAGUGUAUACAUAA